AUGAGUGCCGUCGUCACCCAAGCUGGCCCUCACCUGGGGCCCGUGGCACCCGCCGUGGCCCCCGACCCGCCUCCUGACGUCCUCCUGGCACUCCUCUCACGCAACAAGGCUCUUGAAGUAUUUGAUGAUACUCGUGUGACACAGUCAUUAUUACCAAACACCGCCGCCAAACACCGCGGCCAAACACCGCGGCCAAACACCGCGGCCAAACACCGCGGCCAAACACCGCGGCCAAACACCGCGGCCAAACACCGCGGCCAAACACCGCGGCCAAACACCGCGGCCAAACACCGCGGCCAAACACCGCGGCCAAACACCGCCGCCAAACACCGCCGCCAAACACCAGCCGCCAAACACCAGCCGCCAAACACCGCCGCCAAACACCGCGGCCAAACACCGCGGCCAAACACCGCCGCCAAACACCGCGGCCAAACACGGCGGCCAAACACCGCGGCCAAACACCGCCGCCAAACACCGCCGCCAAACACCGCCGCCAAACACCGCCGCCAAACACAGCCGCCAAACACCGCCGCCAAACACCGCUGCCAAACACCGCGGCCAAACACCGCCGCCAAACACCGCCGCCAAACACCGCCGCCAAACACCAGCCGCCAAACACCAGCCGCCAAACACCGCGGCCAAACACCGCGGCCAAACACCGCCGCCAAACACCGCGGCCAAACACCGCCGCCAAACACCGCCGCCAAACACCGCCGCCAAACACCGCCGCCAAACACCGCCGCCAAACACCGCCGAAAAACACCGCCGCCAAACACAGCCGCCAAACACCGCUGCCAAACACCGCGGCCAAACACCGCCGCCAAACACCGCCGCCAAACACCGCUGCCAAACACCGCAGCCAAACACUGCGGCCAAACACCGCAGCCAAACACCGCCGCCAAACACAGCUGCCAAACACCGCCGCCAAACACAGCUGCCAAACACCGCCGCCAAACACCGCCGCCAAAUACCGCCGCCAAACACCGCCGCCAAACACAGCUGCCAAACACCGCCGCCAAACACUGCCGCCAAACACCGCCGCCAAUUACCGCGGCCAAACACGGCCGCCAAACACGGCCGCCAAACACCGCUGCCAAACACCGCAGCCAAACACCGCGGCCAAACACCGCAGCCAAACACCGCCGCCAAACACAGCUGCCAAACACCGCCGCCAAACACCGCCGCCAAACACCGCCGCCAAACACAGCUGCCAAACACCGCCGCCAAACACAGCUGCCAAACACCGCCGCCAAACACCGCCGCCAAACACCGCCGCCAAACACCGCUGCCAAACACCGCCGCCAAACACCGCCGCCAAACACCGCCGCCAAACACCGCCGCCAAACACCGCCGCCAAACACCGCUGCCAAACACCGCCGCCAAACACCGCCGCCAAAUACCGCCGCCAAACACCGCCGCCAAACACAGCUGCCAAACAUCGCCGCCAAACACAGCCGCCAAACACCGCCGCCAAACACCGCCGCCAAACACCGCCGCCAAACACAGCUGCCAAACACCGCCGCCAAACACCGCCGCCAAACACCGCCGCCAAUUACCGCGGCCAAACACGGCCGCCAAACACCGCCGCCAAACACCACCUCCAAACAUCGCCUCCAAACACCGCCGCCAAACACCGCCGCCAAACACCGCCGCCAAACACCGCCACCAAACAUCGCCUCCAAACACCGCCGCCAAACACCACCUCCAAACACCACCUCCAAACACCACCUCCAAACACCACCUCCAAACACCACCUCCAAACACCGCCGCCAAACACCGCCGCCAAACACCACCUCCAAACACCACCUCCAAACACCACCUCCAAACACCGCCUCCAAACACCGCCUCCAAACACCGCCGCCAAACACCGCCGCCAAACACCACCUCCAAACACCGCCUCCAAACACCGCCGCCAAACACCACCUCCAAACACCACCUCCAAACACCACCUCCAAACAUCGCCUCCAAACACCGCCGCCAAACACCGCCGGCGCUGACCACCAAGAAUACAUCAACAACAGCAAGAAUACAUCAACAACAGUAAGAACAUCAUCAGCAGUAAGAACAUCAACAACAGUAAGAACAUCAUCAGCAGUAAGAACAUCAACAACAGUAAGAACAUCAUCAGCAGUAAGAACAUCAUCAACAGUAAGAACAUCAUCAGCAGUAAGAACAUCAUCAACAGAAGGAACAUCAUCAACAGUAAGAACAUCAUCAACAGAAGGAAUAUCAUCAACAGAAGGAACAUCAUCAACAGAAGGAACAUCAUCAACAGAAGGAACAUCAUCAACAGUAAGAACAUCAUCAACAGAAGGAACAUCAUCAACAGAAGGAACAUCAUCAACAGAAGGAACAUCAUCAACAGAAGGAACAUCAUCAACAGAAGGAACAUCAUCAACAGUAAGAACAUCAUCAACAGAAGGAACAUCAUCAACAGUAAGAACAUAA
Molecule: messenger RNA, 2448 nt
Organism: Procambarus clarkii (red swamp crayfish)
Lineage: Eukaryota; Metazoa; Arthropoda; Malacostraca; Decapoda; Cambaridae
Source: RefSeq, a predicted model, not a curated record